This is a messenger RNA of Belonocnema kinseyi, 1685 nucleotides long. RefSeq names its product spidroin-1-like. The coding region runs from base 103 to 927 and encodes 274 amino acids. The record is from RefSeq and is a predicted model, not a curated record. Lineage: Eukaryota; Metazoa; Arthropoda; Insecta; Hymenoptera; Cynipidae. The transcript is spliced from 3 exons.
GAGCGUGGCUAGAGUAGAGGUAGGAGUAUAUAAAGCCCAACGACCCAGCCUAAGUCAGCCAUUCACCAAGCUACCAGUUCACCACACACAAACCAAAACAUCAUGAAGGCCUUUAUCGUUCUCGCAUGCCUCGCCGUCGCAUCGGCACACCCCGGUUAUAGCCACGGUUACGGAGGUGGCUAUGGCGGACUUGCUGGUCACGGAGGAGUUGGCCUUGCUGGUCACGGAGGAGUUGGCUUUGCUGGUCACGGAGGAGCUGGUCUUAGUGGUGGACUCGCCGCUGGUGCUGGAACUGCAGGCUCCCUCCAGGGUGGUGCUUCCAGCUUAGGAUCCGGUGGUCUUGGUGCCAGCUACGCUGCUGGAGCAGCAGCUGCGGCUGCAUCUGCGGGAGUCCAACAGGUCGUCUCCGGAGGAGUGCUCGGUGGAAGGUCCGACAUUGGACCCGCAGAAGGACCAAAGGCUAACGUUGGACCCCAAACCGGACCAUCUGACCUCGUUGGACCCCAAGAAGGAGCCAAGUCCAUUGGAGGACCCCGUACUGGACCAGCCAGCCUUGUUGGACCCGCUGCUGGCCCAUCCACCCUCGUAGGACCAUCCCAAGGAACUGCCACCCUCGUAGGACCAUCCCAGGCUACCGCUAACCUCGUUGGACCCAGCUAUGGUGGUGUUGCUGUAUACGCUGGAACCGGUGGAAUCAACGGUGACGACGGUAGCUCUGGCUCCGCCGCUGCUGCUGCUCCCGGAAACGCUUUCGGAGGUUAUGGUUUUGGAGCCCCAGGUGCCAUCGCUGUCAUCGGAGGAGGCCCAGGAAUCGCUGGUGGAAUCGGUGGACACGAUGCCGGAAUUGCAGUGAUCAACGGACCAUCUGGUUCCAUCCACGCCGGACUCGGCUCCCACGGAGCUAUCAUCCCGGGUAAAACCUGGUAAACGAGUGAACAUCUCAGUCAUAUCGGCUUGGCGACGACGGCAACCUCCCACAGUUGUAUCGGUCAAUGAUCUUCAACGCGCUCAAAGUAUUCCUCCCAAAGCUUGAUCCAUCCUAGAAGCAUAGCACAUACCGAAGUAAUCAUUAAAUCUCACACGGCCAGUGGGACGGAAGAAAUUAAAAUCAACACUUGCUCUGCAGGGAAAACCGGCAAACUGAUCCAGGGUAACCGCGCGUCGCGAAACUUGCCGAGAUCCAUCCGGUAGUUGGGAUCUAGGAAAAUUUAGUCAAUUCCCAUUCAACUAGUGACUGAAAGCGCCUAUCCUGUCGAACUUCAGAAUGAACGAUUUCUGGACAUUCAAACUGCCUCACUUGUGCUCCAAUUACACAUAAUUGGUUCGGUGAUGUAUCCGUGAACCAGUCAAUGGACGAGCUUUGGCACUUACGCACGUGUAAAACAACAAGGCUUGUUCUGUUUUUUGAACAUCCUUUGUCGUUGCGUGCUCCAACCUUAUGUGUUUUAUCCUUCGAAGGCCGCCGCAUUUACGCAAAUUAUAAAUUUUUUAUUACCACCACCAUUCCAUGCACAGAUUGUGGUAGGUCAGCCGUUCCCGUGAAUGAACAAAUGUACAUAGAUGGAGCAACGCUGCCGACCCCGACCGCGCCCACUAUCACCAUAUAUAGAUACCACGUAUUUAUAGUGUUUAUACAUUUAUACAAUAAAAAAUACGAAAUAAAGCAUCAGUAUUUAAAACUCAAA